This is a messenger RNA of Physcomitrium patens, 3343 nucleotides long. RefSeq names its product pentatricopeptide repeat-containing protein At1g11290, chloroplastic. The record is from RefSeq and is a predicted model, not a curated record. Gene Ontology annotation, biological process: RNA modification. NCBI's taxonomy places the organism in Eukaryota, Viridiplantae, Streptophyta, Bryopsida, Funariales, Funariaceae. Gene Ontology annotation, cellular component: intracellular membrane-bounded organelle. Gene Ontology annotation, molecular function: protein binding; RNA binding; zinc ion binding.
CCAGUUCCGAAUGAAUAACUUCAGUCUCAUCCGCAAGGGGCCUGAGACGCUCGUUUUUUUUCACUUUAUUAGGUCAAUCUGCUGUCAUUCUAGAUGUUGCAGAAUGGCGUGCAAUUGCUCUCUGUUUGGUCUCUCGAAAAUGAGAGAGACUUCCUGUACUUGAAGAAAUUCUAGAAACUAUUGAACAAUCAGAGCGAUCGCAGAGAUGUGUUCGUGAAAACAGACUGCGGUUUGCCAAUCCAUUGGCUUAAUGGAUGCUGACCUGAAACGAACUUAGGAUUCUCGAAUCGGCUUCGUUGGCGGAGGUGACUUUGGAUUUUUAGUCGCUUGACCUAAUGACAAGAAUCACACUGUAUUUCUGGCGAGGGUCAUCUGCGGAUUGCAGUUGCAAUUCACCGAGAGAGUUUUCUCAUAUGGGGUGCUUUGGAUCGUGCAAUUCCUGGCAUUAGACUUUCAAGACUUUCAAGGUUAACUAAUGGAGGAGAGAUCGAUGUGGAGAAGUAAUCGCCCUUCUUGCAAUUAAGUGGCUGCACGAUGAUGUUGAGGAGGUGGUUUAUCAAAGAAGGCAAUGUCAGUAGGAGGUCGAUCACCACCGCUGCGUUGCUUCUAAUUUCGAGAUGGAGUCGACUGGACAAGACUUCGAUGAUCCCCACCGGCAAGGAUGGCUGGUAUGCUCCAGCAGAUGUACUGCAAUACCUCCAUCGGAAAGGUCCUCAAGUGGAUUCCUAUGAUUACGUGAAAUUGUUGCAGAGCUGCGUGAAGGCCAAAGACCUGGCAGUAGGAAAGCAGGUACAUGAACACAUCCUCCGUUGUGGCGUGAAGCCCAACGUUUACAUCACCAACACUCUUCUGAAGCUGUACGCACAUUGUGGUAGCGUCAAUGAAGCACGGCAACUCUUCGACAAAUUUUCCAACAAGUCUGUUGUUUCGUGGAACGUAAUGAUUUCAGGUUAUGCGCAUCGUGGCCUUGCCCAAGAAGCCUUCAACCUCUUUACUCUCAUGCAGCAAGAACGCUUGGAGCCAGACAAGUUCACCUUUGUAAGCAUUCUCUCUGCUUGUUCCAGUCCUGCGGUUUUGAACUGGGGCAGAGAGAUCCACGUUCGUGUCAUGGAGGCUGGAUUGGCAAAUGAUACUACGGUUGGAAACGCCCUCAUUAGUAUGUAUGCGAAAUGUGGGAGCGUACGAGACGCCCGCCGUGUCUUUGACGCCAUGGCGAGUCGAGAUGAGGUAUCCUGGACUACAUUGACCGGUGCAUAUGCAGAGAGCGGAUAUGGUGAAGAAUCCCUGAAAACAUAUCACGCAAUGCUGCAAGAAAGAGUGCGGCCUAGUAGGAUCACUUAUAUGAAUGUCUUGAGUGCGUGUGGCAGCCUUGCAGCUUUAGAAAAAGGCAAACAGAUCCACGCUCACAUCGUCGAGUCUGAGUACCAUUCCGAUGUGCGAGUUAGCACUGCUCUUACGAAGAUGUAUAUGAAAUGUGGUGCUUUCAAGGAUGCUCGUGAAGUAUUCGAGUGCCUUUCGUAUCGAGAUGUGAUUGCGUGGAACACAAUGAUCAGGGGUUUUGUUGACAGUGGUCAAUUGGAAGAGGCGCACGGCACGUUCCAUAGGAUGCUGGAAGAAGGUGUAGCGCCUGAUAGGGCAACAUACACGACCGUUCUCAGUGCUUGUGCGCGGCCUGGGGGGUUGGCACGGGGUAAGGAGAUUCACGCGCGUGCUGCGAAAGACGGGCUUGUGUCAGAUGUGAGAUUUGGGAAUGCUCUUAUUAACAUGUACUCUAAAGCGGGAAGUAUGAAGGACGCCCGCCAAGUUUUUGACAGAAUGCCGAAGCGAGAUGUUGUGAGUUGGACCACAUUGCUUGGACGAUACGCUGACUGUGACCAAGUGGUGGAGUCCUUUACGACCUUCAAGCAAAUGCUGCAACAAGGUGUGAAGGCAAACAAAAUCACGUACAUGUGUGUUCUUAAGGCAUGUUCGAAUCCAGUGGCUUUGAAAUGGGGCAAGGAGAUUCACGCGGAAGUUGUAAAAGCUGGAUUACUAGCCGACUUAGCAGUGACAAAUGCCUUGAUGAGCAUGUAUUUUAAGUGCGGUAGCGUAGAGGAUGCAAUCAGGGUUUUUGAGGGCAUGAGUAUGAGAGAUGUUGUUACGUGGAAUACAUUGAUUGGAGGUCUUGGACAAAAUGGUAGAGGCCUAGAGGCCUUACAAAGAUAUGAGGUGAUGAAGUCGGAAGGGAUGAGACCAAACGCAGCUACGUUUGUGAAUGUCCUGUCUGCCUGCCGUGUUUGCAAUCUAGUGGAGGAAGGUCGUCGUCAAUUCGCGUUCAUGAGCAAGGAUUAUGGAAUCGUCCCAACUGAGAAGCACUACGCGUGCAUGGUGGACAUUCUCGCCCGUGCAGGGCAUCUGAGGGAAGCAGAGGACGUAAUUCUGACCAUACCUCUUAAACCAAGUGCUGCAAUGUGGGGAGCUUUGCUUGCAGCUUGCCGAAUCCAUUGUAAUGUUGAGAUUGGGGAGCGAGCUGCAGAGCACUGUCUGAAGCUUGAGCCCCAAAACGCCGGGUUAUACGUGUCUCUCUCAGCCAUCUAUGCCGCUGCUGGCAUGUGGCGUGAUGUGGCCAAACUUAGGAAAUUCAUGAAAGAGAGAGGCGUGAAGAAGGAGCCUGGUCGCAGCUGGAUUGAGAUUGCAGGUGAAGUACAUUCUUUUGUGGCGAGAGAUCAAUCACAUCCAAGAACUCAAGAGAUAUAUGCAGAGCUGGAGACCUUGAAGAAGCAGAUGAAAAGCUUGGGAUAUGUGCCUGACACUCGGUUUGUCAUGCACGAUUUAGAUGACGAAGGCAAGGAACGAGCUGUUUGUCAUCACAGUGAGAAACUUGCGAUUGCGUAUGGACUCAUCAGUACGCCUCCUGGAACUCCAAUUCGCAUCUCCAAGAAUCUUCGAGUGUGUACCGACUGUCACACUGCUACGAAGUUUAUCUCGAAAAUUACCAAGCGUGAGAUCAUUGCUAGAGAUGCUCAUCGGUUCCAUCACUUCAAGAAUGGUGAGUGCUCUUGCGGUGAUUACUGGUAAUAACGUUCCACAAAAUUAAUGCACAGAGCGUUCAAAGAUUUUUAACUUCCAUUCUAUGUUCUCAUCUUUAUAUUAACAUUUUCAUCUUUUUGCUUCCCAUUUACAGACUUAGAAUUUUAGUUCUUUGUAGAUAAAUCAUUACAAUUCGCAUAUAAUGAACGUGCGGUGUCGGGCUCGUUAGGACCGUGCCUCAGUCGCGGUCGAUCUCGAAUCGCGUGUUGUCCCUCCCCCCCCCCCAGAAAUCAUACAAAAUCAUAUGUACCACACGGCAGUAGGUUUCUGCCUA